Messenger RNA from Cercocebus atys (sooty mangabey), 631 nucleotides. RefSeq names its product arf-GAP with GTPase, ANK repeat and PH domain-containing protein 5-like. The transcript has 6 exons. Bases 16 to 531 code for a protein of 171 amino acids. The record is from RefSeq and is a predicted model, not a curated record. NCBI's taxonomy places the organism in Eukaryota, Metazoa, Chordata, Mammalia, Primates, Cercopithecidae.
AGGAGAAGCUGGUUUAUGCGCCUCUUUCUGGAGUUGGGCGAGUGCUGUAUGACAAAGACGCUGUCUAUGUUUCCUUGGUGGCAGCCAUGGUUUUCAGGCAUCGUGUCAGAGAUGGCUUUGGAUUCCCAGUUCUCUGUGUUCCUGUCUAGCUCCCGAACCCAGCUGGAGAGGGACAGUCCUGAGUUUGACCAGCAGCAGGGGUCAGUGUGCCCCUCGAAGUCCGACAUCUAUGAGGCAGGAGCGCCCAUGGCUGCUGCUGUACAGCCUGCUGCAGUGACUGUUGAAGUUGGUGAGGACCUCCACAUGCACCGCAUCCAUGACCAGGAGAUGCCUGAAGCUUUGGAGUUUAAACCUUCUGCCAAUUCAGAGGCAAGCACAAUAUUCCAGAGGAACUCUCAAACAGAUGCUUUGGAGUUUAACCCUCCUGCCAAUCCAGAGGCAACCACAAUAUUCCACAGGAACUCUCAAACAGAUGGUAUCUACUGUGCGUUUCAGUCAACAAUACAGCUCAUGUUCAACAAUAUUCCUUGAUGACAACACAGCCAGCCAGCCUUAUCUUACAAUGACAAUAAUAUCGUGAGUACAACUAUACUGCCAAGGGAUGGAUUCCUUUAUUCUAAAAUUAUUUCAG